AUGGGUUUUGAAAAUAACUUAACCAGUGUUACAAAUCAUACAAAUACUACAACUACAACCACUACAACCACUACCACUAAUAAUAAUAAUAAUAAUAAUAAUAAUAAUAAUAAUAAUAAUAAUAAUAAUAAUAAUAAUAAUAAUAAUAAUAAUAAUAAUAAUAAUAAUAAUAAUAAUAAUAUUAAUAAUAAUAAUAUUAAUAAUAAUAAUAUUAAUAAUAACAAUAUAGAUAUAAAUGAUAUAAAUAGAAUUGAUGAAAAUGAAAUAAUUAUUACAUCAAAUAAUGAAGAUAAUUCAACAUCUAUAGAAAUGGAUUCAAUGAUGAUAAAAGAUAAAAAUGUAGUAAUAAUAAAAAAUAAAAUAGUAUUAUAUGCAGAUGAAGAAGGUAUAAUAGUAACUCCAUAUCCAUUUGAAUUAUCACAUAUUGUUGGAAGUUAUCAAUUUCAUCAAAUCAUUGAAAACAUUAAUAAUUUAUCAUUAUACAAUAAUAGAUUCUUUGGAUGGUCAAUGAUGUUAUUAUUAGCAAUUGGUUUUGCAUGUUUAAUAAUUGCAAUAAUUGUGAAAUUCAGUGUGCAUCAUGUUGGUGUACCAAUUCCAACUGUUGUAUUAUGUGUGGUUGCUUUUAUUUGUUUUACUGUUUUUACUUUAAUUCCAGCCAUAAAAAUUAAAAAGAGAUUAAAAAAACAAAAAAAAUAUUUCAAAGAGUUGAAUGAAUUAUUUAAAGAUGAAGGUGUUACAUUUAAAGGUAAAUUUGAUAAAAGAGGUAAAGGUUGCAAUGAAAAAUUACCAUCAAAAAAUUUAGUUAGUCUUACCAUUGAUUAUCCAACUCUAUCAAAUAAUUAUUUAAAUAAUGGAUCAGGUUUUCCAUUAAUUUAA
Molecule: messenger RNA, 876 nt
Organism: Dictyostelium discoideum AX4
Lineage: Eukaryota; Evosea; Eumycetozoa; Dictyosteliales; Dictyosteliaceae
Exons: 2
Coding region: 1-876 (291 amino acids)
Source: RefSeq, a predicted model, not a curated record